AUGAAGUUACACCAGAUUCAUAGCAUUGGUGCAGGCCUGCGGAAUGUAGGAAACACAUGCUUCCUGAAUUCAGUCUUGCAAUGCCUCACCUACACGCCUCCGUUGGUUAAUUAGAUGACGCUCGAGCACUCCACAACAUGUGUAGAGUCAGGGUUCUGCAUGAUGCGCAUCAUUCAAAACCACAUCGAUGAGGUGUUCAUUAACGCUGGUGGCGCCAUUGUGCCGACCGGGGUCCUCAGAGAGCUCAAUACAAUUGCAGAGCACUUCUGUUUUGGAAACCAGGAAGAUGCGCACGAGUUCCUGAGGUACACGGUGAAUGCGAUGCAGAAUUCUUGUUCGUCUGCAGUCCAAUUGGACAGCGACAAGCCGGAAACCAGUUCAAUCCACCAAAUAUUUGGCGGCUGCUUGAGGUCCAGAGUGAAUUGUUUAAACUGCAACGCGACCUCAGACAACUUCGAGCCUUUUCUGGACAUUGCUCUGGAUAUCGAGGGCGUUUCCAGCGUCUCCAAAGCUCUGGAAAGAUUCGUCACUCCAGAGGAACUCAGCGGUGAGAAUGCCUACAGAUGCUCCAACUACAACAUGGUCACUGCCACAAAGUGCCUCUCAGUACACCAGGAGUCCAACGUGCUCACCAUCGCACUCAAGCGAUUUCACUAUGAUGGAACAAAAAUCACAAGGAAAGUGAAGUAUCCAGAGAACCUCGACUUGAGACCGUUUAUGUCUGAGUCUGAAGGGGAGCCCCUGGGCUACAAGCUGUAUGCUGUGCUGGUUCAUCGGGACGCAAAGUUGUGGACCUACUACUGCUACGUGAAGGCAAGCGACAGCAAGUGGUAUCAUAUGGACGAUGAGAAGGUGUCCAUCAGUGACAUUGAGACGGUCCUCAAACAAGAGGCGUACGUCCUUUUCUACAUCAAGUCCACUGAUGAGAGGACAGAUGCGCAGAGAGCUGACUGA
Molecule: messenger RNA, 954 nt
Organism: Salarias fasciatus (jewelled blenny)
Lineage: Eukaryota; Metazoa; Chordata; Actinopteri; Blenniiformes; Blenniidae
Product: ubiquitin carboxyl-terminal hydrolase 42-like
Biological process (GO): regulation of apoptotic process; protein deubiquitination
Cellular component (GO): cytosol; nucleus
Molecular function (GO): cysteine-type deubiquitinase activity
Source: RefSeq, a predicted model, not a curated record